UUCACAUACGCCACAGAUGCGAACAAGAUGGCGCGACAAAAGUUUCAAAUGGACGUCAACAACACAAUCCUAACUUUACGGCGAAGGCAGCGUUGAAUGUUUUAAAGAUUAGUCUUUAGAAAAUAUUAUUUUCUAAAAGCCAAGAAACGGAAGUUGACUUUGGAGCGACUGCUUGUUACCGGAAGUGAAGAUUGAAGACGUGCUAGAAGAUGGACGACUGCUGCUAUGCUAAGAUGGCGACGUCAUGUCAAAGAGAAAGUGAAAGAGAAUCAACAACUUCCAGCAAAUCACACACAGAGGAAAAGACGAAAACUGCGGAUGAAGCUUAGCACUGCAGCCCGACACCAACGACCGGCUACUCACCUUCAGCCGAGAUGAACUCCUGUGGAGUAGCACCAAGCCUGCCGUGGUCCCUCCUUCGGAGCUUCGGCCGAGGAAAAGGGGAAGUUAGAGGCAUCCGGAGCCGGGUAAGAAGACGUCCCUUAAAACCUCCUCUGCCCACCAUCAUCAUGUCCAACGUACCAUCACGCCGUUACAAGAUGGAUCUUCUACAAGCAAGACAUCCAGCGGCUAGAUGGUCAUCUGGAAGAACUUCGCCCUCAGUCGCAGGAAGCGGAUCUCCCUGAGCUGCCACUCGUUGUUGUCACUGUCAAGACUGAAGACGACAAACCAGAGGCUUUUCAUUCUUUGGGUCUUGCAGACAUCCAGCGUCUUAUCGGUCUUCCAGAAAAACUUCCCCCUCUUCUGCAAGGGGGAGGCUCCACUUUGAAGGAGGAGGAUCCACAGGCCCCUCACAUUAAAAAGGAAGAGGGGGAACUUUGGGUGACUAAGGAGGGAGAGGGUCUCUCGGAUAUCACAAAGUUGCUCUUGGAGACCGAAGACGAUGAGAAGAAACCAAAACCAGUCGCGCUCUUAACUCCACUGUCAGAUAGGGAGGCUGAAGACGGGGUUGAAGUACCUUUGAGCAGCGAUACAGACUGUGAAGGCGAUAUGAGAACUCAAACCGACAACAAAAUCUCUAAAUGUCCCGAAACGAAGACGGGUGAAAAAUGUUUUAGUUGCCCAGUUUGUGCUAAAAGCUUUAGCAAAAAUUGCAAUUUGACUCAACACAUGAGAACGCACGCAGAAGAAAAGCCAUUCAGUUGCUCAGUUUGCGGGAGAGGAUUCACUCAGAAGGCAAGCAUGGCUUGCCACAUGGCAACACAUGCGGAAAGAAAACACUACCCCUGCUCCGUUUGCAGUGCCGGCUUUGCGCACAGGCAGAGUUUGUACCGACACAUGCUGAAACACACCGGAGAGAAACCCUUCAGUUGUUCAGCAUGCGGCAAAAGGUUCCCUCUCAAAUACUUGAUGGUAAAACACACGCGGACACACACCGGAGAAAAAACGUUUUGUUGCACUGUGUGCGCGAAAAGAUUCGCUCAGAAGUCACACAUGGUGAAGCAUAUGAAAACGCACGCACGCGAUGAACAGUUGAGUUGUUCAGUUUGUGGUGACGUCUUCACUGAGAAGGCAACUUUGGUAACACACAUGAAAGCGCACAAAGAAGAAACACCCAUUCGUUGCUCAGUCUGCGGCAAAAUAUAUCGCUACAAACAAAAUUUGUCCCGGCACAUGCUGAAACACACCGGAGAAAAACCCUUUAGUUGUUCAGUUUGCGGGAAAGGAUUCUCCCUGAAAUAUUCAAUGGUUGCACACAUGAGAAGGCACACGGGAGAGCAACCGUUUCUGUGCUCCGUUUGCGGUAAGUUGUUCACCUUGAAGGCGUCUUUGUCAAUGCACAUGAAAAAGCACGCCGACAAAAAACCAUUCCAUUGCUCAGUCUGCGGCAGGUUCUUUUGCUACAGACAGACGUUGACAAGACACAUGCAGAGGCACACUGGAGAAAAACCCUUCAGUUGUUCAGUUUGCGGCAAAGGAUUCACCUGCAAGGAAACUAGAGAAAUGCACAUGAAAAUCCACACGGAGGAAAACCUGUUAUGUUGCUCGCUUUGUGGCGAAUUAUUUUGUUACAGACAAAGUUUGACCCGACACAUGCUGAAACACAACGGAGAGAAACCCUUCAAUUGUUCGGUUUGUGGUAGAAGUUUCUCACUGAAGUACUUGCUGGUGAAACACGCCAGGACACACACCGGAGAAAAACCCUUCAGUUGUUCAGUCUGCGGCAAAAGGUACUCGGACAAGAAAGGUAUUCACGCGCACAUGAGAACACACAGAGGAGAAUAAUCUUUUACGUGCUCGAGAUUGGGUUGACGGCACACAAGUGGGCACACAACAGCGAGUGCAGUUUUUUUUCUUUGUUCAAUUUGUGCGGAAAGAUUUCCAAAUCAUAAAAGUGUAAAGUUCCGUGAGAGAACUCACCUAAAAAGUGACGGUCUGCCGUGCUAAGUGAUGCAAAGAACAGCAGCUACGUAACUUUGCUUGGUGGAGAACAACAUGGAUGUUGUUUCCCUCGCCCUUCUUUUGGAUUACACAAGUGCACAUCAGUGAUCAUGAAAUUGUGUGUGUGUCGUGACAAAGUUGAAUAGUAGUGUCGUACAUACACAAAGAGUCUAAGUUACAACAUGUCCUCUACGUUCAACAACACUUACCGUAUUUCCUUGAAUUGCCGCCAGGGCGUUAAUUAAUUUAAAACCUCUUCUCACUCCGGCACUUACCAAAGGCAUGCGGUAAAUUCAGGCCUGCGCUUAAAAAUUUGAGUGUGAUGUAAGGAUAACAUCAUGAAAAGCACAUUUAAUUUAAAAAAAAAAAACAUUAUUAUGGUCUUACCUUUACUUAUAAAUGAAGUCCAUGCGCAGCUCCUUCUGUUCAAAAGCAUCGAUAACUUGUUUAUAGAAGUCUUCCUUAUCUUUCUUCAGUUUUAAAAGUCUCUCUCUCUCGAUGGAGAUCUUCCUUUAUUACCUCCUGCUUCGAUUGAAAGUCCAGUUAAGAAAACUAUUUUAUUUUAGAUAUGUAAUCCUCCAUGUUAAAAGUGCAAGCGAGAGGGAAAAAAUAAACGAUCGCUGCUCACUCUUGCUGCUUGUUGUCACUUCUUCUGCAGCCGAGUAGUCGCAAGAAGGAUCAAUAGCACCCUCUACCACCAGGAGGCGGGAGUCAUUUAAUGACUCAUAUUUGACACACGCAGCUACGGUAUAUUAAAGGCCUACUGAAAUGAGAUGGCUUUGGCAUCCAGAGCCUUAAGGCUCUGGAUGCUGUGGGGCUGUCUUGGUUGACAAGACUCUGCAGCAUCGCGUGGACAUCGGGGGCGGUACCUCUGGAUUGGCAGACCGGGGUGGUGGUUCCUCUCUUUAAGAAGGGGGACCGGAGGGUGUGUUCCAACUAUGGUGGGAUCACACUCCUCAGCCUUCCCGGUAAGGUUUAUUCAGGUGUACUGGAGAGGAGGCUACGUCGGAUAGUCCAACCUCGGAUUCAGGAGGAACAGUGUGGUUUUCGUCCUGGUCGUGGAACUGUGGACCAGCUCUAUACUCUGGGCAGGGUUCUUGAGGGUGCAUGGGAGUUUGCCCAACCAGUCUACAUGUGCUUUGUGGACUUGGAGAAGGCAUUGGACCGUGUCCCUCGGGAAGUCCUGUGGGGAGUGCUCAGAGAG
Nerophis ophidion (straightnose pipefish) is the source of this 3586-nucleotide messenger RNA. RefSeq names its product gastrula zinc finger protein XlCGF57.1-like. Gene Ontology annotation, biological process: regulation of transcription by RNA polymerase II. Gene Ontology annotation, cellular component: nucleus. Lineage: Eukaryota; Metazoa; Chordata; Actinopteri; Syngnathiformes; Syngnathidae. The transcript is spliced from 3 exons. The coding region runs from base 991 to 2226 and encodes 411 amino acids. The record is from RefSeq and is a predicted model, not a curated record. Gene Ontology annotation, molecular function: DNA-binding transcription factor activity, RNA polymerase II-specific; RNA polymerase II transcription regulatory region sequence-specific DNA binding.